AAAUUACCAAAAAAAUGUCUCAAAUAAAGAGGUGAGUGUGUAUAUGUGUGUGCAUAUGUGUAUAUAUACUUAGUUUAUUCCUCGAAUAGAUUGUUGACUCUUGGCUCAACCUUCCUCUCCCUCUCUCUCUCUCUCUCUAUUUCUACCUUUCUCUUUCUCCUUAUUCGUUCAUCUUCGUCUUCGUUUCCCUUUUGGUAUUGGUGAGAUCUACAAACAAAACCCUAGAAAAGAGAAGAACCAGAGGUGAAUCGAUUAGAGGAUAAAAUUGAUGGGAAGAGGGAAGAUUGUGAUCCAAAGGAUCGAUGAUUCAACAAGUAGACAAGUCACUUUCUCCAAACGAAGAAAGGGUCUUAUCAAGAAAGCCAAAGAGCUAGCUAUUCUCUGUGACGCCGAGGUCGGUCUCAUCAUCUUCUCGAGCACCGGAAAGCUCUAUGACUUUGCAAGCUCCAGCAUGAAGUCAGUUAUUGAUAGAUACAACAAGAGCAAGAUCGAGCAACAACAAUUAUUGAACCCAGCAUCAGAAGUCAAGUUUUGGCAGCGAGAAGCUGCGGUUCUAAGGCAAGAAUUGCAUGCUUUGCAAGAAAAUCAUCGGCAAAUGAUGGGAGAACAACUAAAUGGUCUAAGCGUUAACGAGUUAAACAGUCUCGAGAAUCAACUUGAGAUAAGUUUGCGUGGAAUUCGUAUGAAAAAGGAACUAAUGCUGACUCAAGAAAUCCAAGAACUAAGCCAAAAGAGGAAUCACAUUCAUCAGGAAAACCUCGAUUUAUCAAGGAAAGUACAACGGAUUCAUCAAGAAAAUGUGGAGCUCUACAAGAAGGCUUACACGGCAAGCACAAACGGGUUUAUACACCGUGAACUAGGAGCUGUAACGGAUGAUGAAUCACACACUCAGGUUCGGCUGCAACUAAGCCAACCCGAGCAUUCCGAUUAUGAGACCCCACCAAGAGCAAACGAAUAACAUCAAUUAAGAUUGAAGUUCGAAGAUACUAUAUGAUGUUGAAGAACAAUCCAAAGGCUUGGUUUAUAUAUAUAUGGGUAUCUUGAAUUGGAAACCCGAGUAAACUAAGCCAUGAUAUGAUUCUUCUAACACCAAUCAUAUUUUUCUCUUUCUUUCUUUGUGCAUUUCAAUUUGAAAUAUAUAUAUAUAUAUAUAUAUAUAUAUAUAUAUAAUUAAUUAAAAGCAUAUAUAAAAAUUCGGUGCUCGUUAUAUUGUCUUUGUUUAGAAUCAUAGAUUUCAUUAAUUAUAACAUAAACAGUAUAGUAGUAUAUAUGUUUAUGUGUUUACGAGAGUUUAGUCCUAACUAAAAUACCUAAUUAAGUGUCA
Messenger RNA from Camelina sativa (false flax), 1324 nucleotides. RefSeq names its product agamous-like MADS-box protein AGL21. Gene Ontology annotation, cellular component: nucleus. Gene Ontology annotation, molecular function: RNA polymerase II transcription regulatory region sequence-specific DNA binding; protein dimerization activity; DNA-binding transcription factor activity. The record is from RefSeq and is a predicted model, not a curated record. Gene Ontology annotation, biological process: positive regulation of transcription by RNA polymerase II. NCBI's taxonomy places the organism in Eukaryota, Viridiplantae, Streptophyta, Magnoliopsida, Brassicales, Brassicaceae.